UCUCCAAUUAGAACUUCGAAAGAAGAAGAAUGAAUAAUGCGGUUGGUUGGCAGAAGCCGCUUAGCAUCUGCCUCCAAUGGCGAACCGACGUUCUCCUCACGCGCCGAGUGUAAGCAAGAUAAUAAUGGAGCUUGCUCAUCCGGCAUGAACAGCGAUUCUGUGCCAGAAGAAGAAGCAGCACUGGCGAUUUUUUCAAAAUGUCCCAAAAGUUCAAAAAACAGAAAGCUAGUCAUCCUCAAAGAGCUGCAGAAUGUGUAUUCGAGCACUUCAAAAAUAAACAAUGAGUGUAUAUAAGCGAUCUCAAGAUCCAUUCAAUGCAGCUCACCAGAGGAGUGUCUUUGAUCAAAGCGAGCUUGGAAAGACAAAGAAUCCGAGGCGUCUGCGAGUUGGGAUGAAGAAAGGGCAUAGUGAACCUUUUGAUUUCGUCUACAAAGUCCCGUUUGAACCAAACAGUGAGAAGUGACUGUGGGGAGAGAGAGAGAGAGAAGGGAGAGUUGGUUCCCUUUUGUGGGUGCAGCUUCUUAUUUAUUAUAAGACUGCUCGGUGAGGGCUCGGCUUCUGUACCACGAGCUGAAUUGGGUCAGCUUUUUCAUAGUCGAAAGGAGCAAGAGAGGAAAGACAUAGAAGUGGAGGAUAAAGAUAUGCAGGAAAUGAAGAGGAAGGUUGAUGGUAGUGGCAACAAUGGAGAUGUCAAGAAGGAGAGGCAUAUUGUCACUUGGUCUCAACAGGAGGAUGAUAUACUACGUGAACAGAUUACAAUUCAUGGAACAGACAACUGGGUGAUUAUCGCAUCUAAGUUCAAGGAUAAGACGGCGAGGCAAUGCAGGAGAAGAUGGUAUACAUAUUUGAAUUCUGAUUUCAAAAAGGGUGGAUGGUCGCCGGAGGAGGACACGCUCUUAUGUGAGGCUCAGAAGAUAUUCGGAAAUAGAUGGACAGAAAUAUCAAAGGUGGUUGCAGGCAGGACGGACAAUGCUGUGAAGAAUCGGUUCACCACCUUAUGCAAGAAGAGAGCAAAAUAUGAAGCCUUGACGAAAGAAAAUAACUUUGCAUUCAUCAACACCAAUAACAAAAGGGUCAUCUCCUACAAUACAUCCAUCUUGGAGGAAACAUCAGAAAGCGCAGUACAUACAAAAAGGCUGAGGAGGACUCAAGUUCCUGAUCUUAUAGAAGCUUGCAACAUUGGAGAGAGAUCGUAUGGGAAAUGCAGAGUAGCAUUUCCUCCUCAGCAGCCAAGAACUCCCUUCUCUGUAGUGGUUUCGAACAUCCACAACAACUAUGCAGCCAAGGAUAGCAAAAAUGAAAGAACAUUUCUCAGUAAAGAUGAUCCCAAAGCCACUGCCUUGAUGCAGCAAGCAGAAUUGCUCGGUUCACUUGCACUAAAAGUGAACACAGAAAGCACAUGCCAGAGUCUAGAAAAUGCUUGGAAGGUUCUUGAGGAUUUUCUGAGUCAAGCCAAAGGAGGUGAACUCCAUGAACAUAAGACCUCCAAUAUUGACUUUCAGCAGGAGAAUUUCAAGGACUUACUCAAGGAGUUGGAAAGUAGCAUUGACGGAAGUCAAUCGUCGAGGGAACCUGAUCUAUGUGAAACUUCUCCAGCCAGCUCCGAUUAUAGCACAGGUUCCACAAUAUUGCUCCAUGGAACUACAGAUGGAACAGAACCCACUCGACAAAGAGGAGGCAUACUAGAUGAAUAUAUUGAAACUGAAACUGCAGCUCCACCAAUCCAUACUGAACAACUUGUCAAUGACCAGAAUGUGGCACAGCUAUUUCAUGCAACGACCGAUCAAGCAGAAAAUCUCCAAUCCAUCGAUGAACAAAUAAAUGAAAGCGGAGUUGGUCCUGCCCCAUCACAUACAGAGUUUGGCUCCCCUCUUGAAGUAACCCCACUUUUCGGAUCAUUAGCAGCAGGAAUUCCCAGCCCAAAGUUUUCAGAGAGUGAAAAGAACUUCAUAAUGAAAACACUGGGAAUGGAGUCCCCUUGUCCAAUCCCCAGCAUCAAUCCUUCUCAUCCCCCAGCAUGCAAAAGAGCCCUCCUCCAAAACCCCUAAACCACCAACCUAAAAUCCACAAUCCAUAAAUCACAAUGUCAACAAAUUCUAGUCUUUAUUCUAAAAGAUCUAGCAUGUAUCUAGCCCUUCCUUUCUGCGGCCCUUAGACAUGUUCCGCAUUCUUUUUCCCUUCCAUUUUAUUGUUCUAAACUGCCAGUAUUGAAUCUGGAUCUGCCGUUCGGUAAAUCCAGAUUUGAAGCAUUAUGGAACACUAGUUCAUCCAUAAGUCAUGAUUCCAUCUCCUUCCGUCCUAAAUGAGUCACAAGCCCAUCACUCAAAGUGAAAUUCAAUACACCUAUUCCGGGUUCCAUUCUUUCGUUCGUCUUACUCUUCCCCGAUUUUCAUCUUCGGUGUUUUCUACUCCAGUGCAAUUUUGGUGUGUCGUGUCUGUACAGAAACUGCGGCUUCUCGCCGACAGUGUAGUUAUACGUCGGCUCCUCCUCCUGGCCUACAGCUUGCCCAAUUAUUCCAUUACGAAGAGAGAGAGAGAGAGAGAGAGAGAGAGAGAGGGUCAAUGGGUGUGCAUAGAAGUAUAGAAAUAUUAUGUUACUCCCAGUUCCAGAUUGUAAUCCGACUUCACUGAUAUCCAAUGGAAAUGGGUUUUGUUUUCGGUGUGCAAAA
Molecule: messenger RNA, 2669 nt
Organism: Eucalyptus grandis
Lineage: Eukaryota; Viridiplantae; Streptophyta; Magnoliopsida; Myrtales; Myrtaceae
Product: transcription factor MYB124
Exons: 14
Coding region: 642-2048 (468 amino acids)
Biological process (GO): regulation of DNA-templated transcription
Cellular component (GO): nucleus
Molecular function (GO): DNA-binding transcription factor activity, RNA polymerase II-specific; RNA polymerase II cis-regulatory region sequence-specific DNA binding
Source: RefSeq, a predicted model, not a curated record